Anguilla rostrata (American eel) is the source of this 475-nucleotide messenger RNA. It is a transcript of the gene ndufa3, whose product is annotated as NADH:ubiquinone oxidoreductase subunit A3. The transcript is spliced from 4 exons. The record is from RefSeq and is a predicted model, not a curated record. Lineage: Eukaryota; Metazoa; Chordata; Actinopteri; Anguilliformes; Anguillidae. The coding region runs from base 131 to 385 and encodes 84 amino acids. Gene Ontology annotation, cellular component: mitochondrial inner membrane.
GCGCAUUAUUUUUACGUCACCAGCAGGCUACUGGAUCCAGAAUGGCGGCAUAGGGAGUCAGUUUCUUUGCUUCGAUCGUUGUCACGAGUCAGCCAGCUAGAUCUUGACCUGUAGUAGUAGCUGAACAGCCAUGGCAGGACGAGUCGGAGCCUUCUUGAAGAAUGCUUGGGCCAAAGAGCCAGUGAUCACAGUCUCUUGUGGAAUUGGACUGAUAGCUUGCAUCAUGCCUUUUGUGAGCCCCUAUACAAAGUACACAGUCAAGAUGAAUAAAGCCAUGCCAUACAACUACCCAGUUCCUGUGAGAGAUGAUGGCAACAUGCCUGACAUCCCAAGCCACCCAUCAGACCCCCAGGGGAACCAGUUAGAAUGGCUGAAAAACUUCUAAUGCCAGAAUCUUUCCUGUACAUAACACACUCUUGCUCCUUCCUCUGAUGAACAUGCAGCUGAACAUAAUUAAUAAAGAACUUUAUUUAAA